AUGUCUAGUACAGAGGUGCCUCUCCCGAAGACCGAGUCCUCACUCUCUUUUACUCAAGGCUUGCUUCUGGGCCAGCUCUCGAUUGUAAUUUUGAUUGGAGCAUUCAUCAAAUUCUUUAUAUUCGGCGAGGCGCCAUCGCCUGAUGUGACGGCCGCAUUACGCGCAACAGAACGACGCUCACGAACCCUCGCACACAAACGAUCCCUCCUCUCUCUACGAAGCACAGCACAGCGGCAGGCUUCUCAGCCUCUAAACCGGAAGCGCUCCAAUGUUUUGCGUGGCCCCCCUCCAUUGACGACUACCACGAUCCUCAAUAAAACAUAUUACAAUGUCGACAGCCACCAGCCGGAGAGCCUGGACUGGUUCAAUGUCCUGAUUGCACAGACGAUUGCACAGUUCAGAAGCGAUGCUCAGCAUGAUGAUGCGAUUCUUACUUCUCUUACGAGGGCGCUGAAUGGAUCUUCGCGGCCGGAUUUCCUGGAUGAAAUCAAAGUCACUGAAAUAAGUCUCGGCGAGGACUUCCCCAUCUUUAGCAAUUGUAGGGUCAUACCGGUAGAUGAGGACGGGCUAAGCCUAGGGACAGGAAGAGGUGGUGAAGGCGGGAGUGCUGGGAGAGACCAUGGUAGGUUGCAGGCUCGAAUGGAUGUGGAUCUCAACGAUUUCAUUACCUUGGCCCUGGAAACGAAGUUGCUGCUCAAUUAUCCCAAGCCCCUCGUAGCCGUUUUACCAGUUGCUCUAGCAGUAUCCGUGGUUCGAUUCAGUGGAACAUUAUCUAUAUCUUUCGUUCCCGGGAGUCCAUUGAACGCAACAACGCUGGCAUUUAGUUUCUUGGACGAUUACAGACUCGACUUUUCCAUACGAAGUUUACUAGGGAGUCGGUCACGGUUACAGGAUUUGCCCAAGAUUGCACAGCUAGUAGAAGCACGCUUACAUACGUGGUUUGAUGAGCGUUGUGUUGAGCCACGGUUCCAGCAGAUUGAGUUGCCCAAUCUUUGGCCGAGAAAGAAGAAUACAAGAGGUGGUGAUGAUGCGCCCUCAGAACCUGCUAGCAUAAGUAGAGCGAAGGGAAAGGAGUUCGAGAGGGACUUGAGGCAUGAAGCAAGGAGAGAAGUUGAGGCUGAAGCUAGAGCAAAAGCUGAUGAGGACAGGGUAGAACAGGAGGGCUUGCGAUUGAGGAGGAGAGCAAGGGGAGAGGAGUACGCAAUGCCAGGAUCUAUGCCCGGAUUGAGUAUGAAUAUUACUUGA
Messenger RNA from Venustampulla echinocandica, 1245 nucleotides. RefSeq names its product putative Maintenance of mitochondrial morphology protein 1. Gene Ontology annotation, molecular function: lipid binding. The transcript is spliced from 2 exons. Gene Ontology annotation, biological process: mitochondrion organization; phospholipid transport. Bases 1 to 1245 code for a protein of 414 amino acids. The record is from RefSeq and is a predicted model, not a curated record. NCBI's taxonomy places the organism in Eukaryota, Fungi, Ascomycota, Leotiomycetes, Helotiales, Pleuroascaceae. Gene Ontology annotation, cellular component: endoplasmic reticulum; ERMES complex.